Oncorhynchus nerka (sockeye salmon) is the source of this 2382-nucleotide messenger RNA. It is a transcript of the gene large1, whose product is annotated as LARGE xylosyl- and glucuronyltransferase 1. Gene Ontology annotation, cellular component: Golgi apparatus. Gene Ontology annotation, molecular function: glucuronosyltransferase activity; xylosyltransferase activity. The record is from RefSeq and is a predicted model, not a curated record. NCBI's taxonomy places the organism in Eukaryota, Metazoa, Chordata, Actinopteri, Salmoniformes, Salmonidae. The transcript has 14 exons. Bases 94 to 2382 code for a protein of 762 amino acids. Gene Ontology annotation, biological process: protein O-linked glycosylation via mannose.
AUCAUGCCCCCCCCCGGCCAACAGCUGCUACCCACAUAGAGGUCAGACUCCAGAGGUUGCUCCGCCUCUCGUUCUGGGCCAUCGCCACAGAGGAUGCUGGGAAUGUGUCGCGGGCGCAGGAAGUUCCUCGCUGCCUCCCUCGCCCUGCUCUUCAUCCCCGCACUCACCUGGCUGUACCUCUCCGCUGGUAACUUCCAAGUGAAACCCCUCCCCCUGUCGCCCCUGUUGCCUCAGUUGUCCACGUUGACGGCCAGGGGCGGGGCCUUGGGAGGGGGUGUGUCUAGGGAGGCGUUGGAGCUGAGGGUCCGUGAGGUCGAAGAGGAGAACCAACUUCUCCGCCGUGAACUCAGCCGACCCCCCCGGAGCCCUGCUGGCCCUGCUCCACAUCACACCAAUCACCGCGGCAACCAGAGCAAGACUCACUCGGAGGAGGGAACAGGGGACAACGAGGCGGGGCUUAAAGCUGGCUCCCCGGGCAACAGGUCAGACUGUGUGCAGCAGCCAGCAGUAGACAAGUGUGAGACCAUUCACGUGGCCAUCGUGUGUGCCGGGUACAACGCCAGUCGUGAUGUGGUGACACUCGUCAAGUCAGUCCUUUUUCACAGGCGAAACCCUCUCCACUUCCACAUCAUAACGGACUCUACAGCCCAGCAGAUCCUAGCCUCUCUGUUCCGUACCUGGAUGGUCCCUGCUGUCAGGGUGGACUUCUACGAUGCAGACGAACUCAAGGCUGAGGUGUCGUGGAUCCCCAACAAGCAUUACUCUGGUAUCUACGGUCUGAUGAAGCUGGUGCUCACCAAGACCUUACCCCCAGACCUGCAGAAAGUCAUCGUCCUGGACACAGAUAUCACCUUCGCUACGGACAUCGCUGAGCUCUGGGCCGUCUUCCACAAGUUCAAAGGUCAGCAGGUUCUAGGUCUGGUGGAGAACCAGAGUGACUGGUACUUGGGCAACCUGUGGAAGAAUCACCGGCCCUGGCCCGCCCUGGAGAGGGGCUUCAAUACAGGUGUGAUCUUGCUGCUGCUGGACCGACUGAGGAAGCUGCGGUGGGAACAGAUGUGGAGACUGACAGCAGAGAGAGAACUGAUGAGCAUGUUGUCUACAUCACUGGCUGACCAGGACAUCUUCAACGCCGUGAUCAAACAGAACCCCUUCCUGGUUCACCAGCUGCCCUGCUUCUGGAACGUCCAGCUGUCAGACCACACCCGCUCUGAGAAGUGCUACAAGGACGUUUCAGACCUCAAGGUCAUCCAUUGGAACUCUCCUAAGAAGCUGAGAGUAAAGAACAAGCAUGUAGAAUUCUUCAGGAACCUGUACCUCACCUUCCUGGAGUACGACGGAAACCUCCUGAGACGAGAACUCUUCGGCUGCCCCAGCGAGACAGACCACAACAGCGAAAACCUCCAGAAGACUCUGUCAGAGCUGGAUGAAGAUGAUCCGUGUUAUGAGUUCCGCCGGGAGCGUUUCACGGUUCACAGGACCCACCUCUAUUUCCUUCACUACGAAUACGAACCCAGCACGGACCACACAGGCGUUACACUGGUGGCACAGCUCUCUAUGGACAGACUCCAGAUGUUAGAGGCUAUCUGUAAACACUGGGAAGGUCCUAUCAGCCUGGCCCUGUAUCUCUCUGACGCUGAGGCUCAACAGUUCCUGCGCUACACCCAGGGGUCAGAGGUCCUGAUGUCCAGGGGGAACGUGGGCUACCACAUCGUCUACAAGGAGGGUCAGUUCUAUCCGGUCAACCUGCUCAGGAACGUGGCCGUGCGGCAGGUCAACACGCCCUACAUGUUCCUGUCAGAUAUCGACUUCCUGCCCAUGUACGGCCUCUACGAGUACCUCAGGAAGUCAGUGGUACAGCUGGACAUGGCUAACAGCAAGAAAGCGUUGGUGGUGCCGGCCUUCGAGACGCUCCGUUACCGCCUGUCUUACCCCAAGUCCAAGGCCGAGCUGCUGUCCCAACUGGACAUGGGGACUCUAUUCACCUUCAGAUACCAUGUCUGGACGAAGGGUCAUGCUCCCACUAACUUUGCUAAGUGGAGGACUGCCACCACGCCGUACAGAGUCCAGUGGGAAGCGGACUUUGAACCCUACGUGAUGGUGAGACGGGACAGUCCAGAGUACGACAGACGCUUCGUUGGCUUUGGGUGGAAUAAAGUGGCUCAUAUUAUGGAGCUGGAUGCACAGGUACUGGACACACCUUUAGCCAUCACUCUGUCACUCACAGGUCAGCAGGUUCUAGGUCUGGUGGAGAACCAGAGUGACUGGUACUUGGGCAACCUGUGGAAGAAUCACCGGCCCUGGCCCGCCCUGGAGAGGGGCUUCAAUACAGGUGAGAGACACAGACACAAUAAUGGCGUCUUCAACAGAUGUGUUCAAUAA